AGUCGCUGCCAGGAGUCCAGAGCCCGUCACCCCUUCCCUUUCCUUCCCGCAGAGACGAGAGAAGAUUGAGCGGAGGCAGCAGGAGGUGGAGAACGAACUGAAGAUGUGGGACCCGCACAACGACCCCAACGCCCAGGGAGACGCUUUCAAAACCCUCUUCGUGGCUAGAGUGAACUACGACACGACAGAAUCCAAGCUCAGAAGAGAGUUCGAGGUCUAUGGCCCCAUCAAACGGAUCUACAUGGUGUACAGCAAGCGUUCCGGAAAGCCGCGCGGCUACGCCUUCAUCGAGUAUGAACACGAGCGAGACAUGCACUCGGCAUACAAGCACGCAGACGGCAAGAAAAUUGACGGCAGGAGGGUGCUGGUGGACGUGGAGAGAGGCCGGACAGUCAAGGGUUGGCGUCCCCGCAGGCUGGGUGGUGGCCUGGGGGGCACCCGGAGGGGUGGUGCAGAUGUCAACAUCAGGCACUCCGGCCGAGACGACACCUCCAGAUACGACGAGCGGUGAGUGGGGGGCAGACUGUGCCCCGGG
Molecule: messenger RNA, 535 nt
Organism: Terrapene triunguis (Three-toed box turtle)
Lineage: Eukaryota; Metazoa; Chordata; Testudines; Emydidae
Product: U1 small nuclear ribonucleoprotein 70 kDa-like
Exons: 6
Biological process (GO): mRNA splicing, via spliceosome
Cellular component (GO): U1 snRNP; U2-type prespliceosome; precatalytic spliceosome
Molecular function (GO): U1 snRNA binding; mRNA binding
Source: RefSeq, a predicted model, not a curated record